AUGGUCAGUGAGCAAGAGGAAAAAGGGACACUCCUUUUGGGCCCGGAGUAUAGAUGGCAAGACGAAGAUAAAACCACCGCCACCACCACCACCAGCGCCAUCACUACCACAAUCAACACCAUCACCGCCGCCACCACCACCGCCGCCGCCGACACCAUCACCACCACCGCCGACACCACCACCAUCACCACCACUCCUUGA
Molecule: messenger RNA, 201 nt
Organism: Spirometra erinaceieuropaei
Lineage: Eukaryota; Metazoa; Platyhelminthes; Cestoda; Diphyllobothriidea; Diphyllobothriidae
Source: the annotation of a GenBank genome assembly